AUGCCGUAUGCGGUUACAGCGGCUCCGGCAUCUUCCGAUGGCCCUGCGAUGCCGUAUGCGGUUACAGCGGCUCCGGCAUCUUCCGAUGGCCCUGCGAUCCCGUAUGCGGUUACAGCGGCUCCGGCAUCUUCCGAUGGCCCUGCGAUGCCGUAUGCGGUAACAGCGGCUCCGGCAUCUUCCGAUGGCCCUGCGAUGCCCUAUGUGGUUACAGCGGCUCCGGCAUCUUCCGAUGGCCCUGCGAUGCCGUAUGUGGUUACAGCGGCUCCGGCAUCUUCCGAUGGCCCUGCGAUGCCGUAUGUGGUUACAGCGGCUCCGGCAUCUUCCGAUGGCCCUGCGAUGCCGUAUGUGGUUACAGCGGCUCCGGCAUCUUCCGAUGGCCCUGCGAUGCCGUAUGUGGUUACAGUGGCUCCGGCAUCUUCCGAUGGCCCUGCGAUGCCGUAUGUGGUUACAGUGGCUCCGGCAUCUUCCGAUGGUCCCGCAAUCCUGUAUGUGGUUACAGCGGCUCCGGCAUCUUCCGAUGGUCCCGCAAUCCUGUAUGUGGUUACAGCGGCUCCGGCAUCUUCCGAUGGCCCUACGAUGCCAUAUGUGGUUACAGCGGCUCCGGCAUCUUCCGAUGGCCCUACGAUGCCGUAUUUGGUUACAGCAGCUACGGCAUCUUCUGAUGGCCCUGCGAUGCCGUACGUGGUUACAGUGGCUCCGGCAUCUUCCGAUGGCCCUGCGAUGCCGUAUGUGGUUACAGUGGCUCCGGCAUGUUCCGAUGGUCCCGCAAUCCUGUAUGUGGUUACAGUGGCUCUGGCAUCUUCCGAUGGCCCUGUGAUGCCGUAUGUGGUUACAGUGGCUCCGGCGUCUUCCGAUGGCCCUGCGAUGCCGUAUGCGGUUACAGUGGCUCCGGCGUCUUCCGAUGGCCUUGUGAUCCCGUAUGUGGUUACAGUGGCUCCGGCAUCUUCCAAUGGCCCUGUGAUGCCGUAUGUGGUUACAGUGGCCGUGGCGUCUUCCGAUGGUCCUGUGAUGCCGUAUGUGGUUACAGUGGCUCCGGCAUCUUCCAAUGGCCCUGCGAUCCCGUAUGUGGUUACAGUGGCUCCGGCAUCUUCCGAUGGUCCUGUAAUGCCGUAUGUGGUUACAGUGGCUCCGGCAUCUUCCGAUGGUCCUGUGAUGCCGUAUGUGGUUACAGUGGCUCCGGCAUCUUCCGAUGGCCUUGUGAUCCCGUAUGUGGUUACAGCGGCUCCGGCAUCUUCCGAUGGCCUUGUGAUCCUGUAUGUGGUUACAGCGGCUCCGGCGUCUUCCAAUGGCCUUGUGAUCCCGUAUGUGGUUACAGUGGCUCCGGCAUCUUCCGAUGGCCUUGUGAUCCCGUAUGUGGUUACAGUGGCUCCGGCAUCUUCCGAUGGCCUUGUGAUUCCGUAUGUGGUUACAGUGGCUCCGGCAUCUUCCGAUGGCCUUGUGAUCCUGUAUGUGGUUACAGCGGCUCCGGCGUCUUCCGAUGACCUUGUGAUCCCGUAUGUGGUUACAGUGGCUCCGGCGUCUUCCGAUGGCCUUGUGAUCCCGUAUGUGGUUACAGUGGCUCCGGCGUCUUCCGAUGGCCCUGCGGUCCCGUAUGUGGUUACAGUGGCUCCGGCGUCUUCCGAUGGCCUUGUGAUCCCGUAUGUGGUUACAGUGGCUCCGGCGUCUUCCGAUGGCCUUGUGAUCCCGUAUGUGGUUACAGUGGCUCCGGCGUCUUCCGAUGGCCCUGCGGUCCCGUAUGUGGUUACAGCGGCUCCGGCGUCUUCCGAUGGCCUUGUGAUGCCGUAUGUGGUUACAGUGGCUCCGGCGUCUUCCGAUGGCCCUGUGAUGCCGUAUGUGGUUACAGUGGCUCCGGCGUCUUCCGAUGGCCUUGUGAUCCCGUAUGUGGUUACAGUGGCUCCGGCGUCUUCCGAUGGCCCUGCGGUCCCGUAUGUGGUUACAGCGGCUCCGGCGUCUUCCGAUGGCCUUGUGAUGCCGUAUGUGGUUACAGUGGCUCCGGCGUCUUCCGAUGGCCCUGUGAUGCCGUAUGUGGUUACAGUGGCUCCGGCGUCUUCCGAUGGCCUUGUGAUCCCGUAUGUGGUUACAGUGGCUCCGGCGUCUUCCGAUGGCCUUGCUGUGCUAUCAUAG
This is a messenger RNA of Pseudophryne corroboree (corroboree frog), 2124 nucleotides long. RefSeq names its product ice-structuring glycoprotein-like. The transcript has a single exon. The record is from RefSeq and is a predicted model, not a curated record. Bases 1 to 2124 code for a protein of 707 amino acids. NCBI's taxonomy places the organism in Eukaryota, Metazoa, Chordata, Amphibia, Anura, Myobatrachidae.